Messenger RNA from Penicillium lagena, 390 nucleotides. RefSeq lists its product as uncharacterized. NCBI's taxonomy places the organism in Eukaryota, Fungi, Ascomycota, Eurotiomycetes, Eurotiales, Aspergillaceae. The transcript has a single exon. The record is from RefSeq and is a predicted model, not a curated record. The coding region runs from base 1 to 390 and encodes 129 amino acids.
AUGCGCUACAAUGCCCUGAUCCGCACGCACCACAUAACCUCACGCAAGAAAGUCGCUGCGCUCAAACGCGCCGCUGACGCUCACAAAUGCUCCGUGCUCCUUCGCUACGGCGGCUGUCCCGGCAUCAUGUACGUCGAGGGAGACGGACGCGACGGAGUGAAUGCCUGGCUGAGCGAAGUGCGCAAGCUGAAAUAUAAAGACUUUCAGCUGGUGGCGAGGCCGGAGUUGCUCGUACUUGAGAACGACUUCAAGGGAAGCAGCAAUGCCAGCAGCGGCUCAGAUGACCUCGCACUGGGGGUGUCGGAGGUUGAUAGCGUCAAGGAGUUUGGGAAUCGAAUGGCUGAGCGUGGAGUCUGGAAGUGGUGGCGGAGCGGGAUGGGAUACACUUAG